AUGCCCGUCUCGUCCACGCCCUCCAAGCGCGUGGCCUUGGCACCCAUCAACGUGAACGUCGCGUCGCCGCUCCACACGCUCAAGACGCGCCACCCCACCACCGCGCCCGGCUUGCCCUUGACGCCGGGCCUCACGCCCAAACUCGGCCUCGUCAAGUCCAUGACCUCCUUGGCGCCCGCCGGCCCCCGCGCCAGCGCCUUGUCCGGCGCCGCCCGCGCCCGCAAAAUGGACAGCUUCUCCGAGUACAAAAUCACCAACAGCAAGAACGUCAAGGCCGACUUGGCCGCCACCAAGUUGAAGCUCCGCUUGCAGUUGGCGGUCUACAAGUUGAGGCUGGGCCGCGACGCGGCCAUGGCUCCGGCGCCCACCUUCCGCGUCUCGAAGCCGCUGCGGCUGCUGACGCUGUUGCGGCUGCUGCCCGUGUUCUCGGAGUCGGCCAACGUCAACUUGCAGCGCCCGCAGCCGGCUCCGCGGGCCGCCCCCGCCGAACCCGCCGCGGCCGCCAGCAUGAAGCUCUACCACAUCAAGCCGCUGUCGGCCUUCUACAACGCAUACUCCCACCAGCUCCCGCUCACCAGCACGCACCUGCAGCGGCUCCCGCCCGUCAACAAGAUCUUGCGCACGCCCAUCAAGGCCGCCAGCCGCGCCUUGCUGCAGAUGGGCGCUGCGCACGCGGCGUCCAACAGCGACGAGACCAUCGACGAGACCGUCCACGAGAGCGGCGGCGGCCUGCUCAAAAGAAAGGCCGACAUUUUGGGCUCCUCGCCGUUGCGCCACAACAGCUUUGGCAACGGCAUCGGCACGCCCAACAGCUUCUCCGUGGCCAAGUCCUUGUUGCAGCUCGGCCUGGGGUUGUACUAG
Messenger RNA from Metschnikowia bicuspidata var. bicuspidata NRRL YB-4993, 861 nucleotides. It is a transcript of the gene NRM1, whose product is annotated as Nrm1p. NCBI's taxonomy places the organism in Eukaryota, Fungi, Ascomycota, Pichiomycetes, Serinales, Metschnikowiaceae. Bases 1 to 861 code for a protein of 286 amino acids. The transcript has a single exon. The record is from RefSeq and is a predicted model, not a curated record.